CGGGCCGGCCGCGCCCAGGGACACAGCGGAGCCCCCGGGACCCCUCCCCCGGGACCCCUCCGCCGGGACCCUCCGGGCCUCCGCGGCACGUCCCCAGCCCACGUCACCAUGGCCCGCCGCUCCCAGAGUUCCUCCCAGGGAGACAACCCGCUGCACCCCGACUACCUGCCGCCCCACUACAAGGAAUACUACCGCCUGGCGCUGGACGCCCUGACCGAGGGCGGGGCCGAAGCCUAUCGCCGCUUCCUGGCGGAGGAGGGGGUGCCGGGCUUCCUGAGCGACUCCGAGGUGGAGCAUAUCACCCGGCACCUGCAGCAGCCGCAGUACGCCAACCGCGAGCCCAGCCCGCCCGAUGCCACGCGGCCCCCGCCCGUCGACAUGGACAUGGACGGCUCCUCGGGCACCUACUGGCCCAUGAACUCUGACCUCGCCGUGCCCGAGCUCGACCUGGGCUGGCCCAUGACCUACGGCUUCCAGGGCACGGAGGUCACCACGUUGGUGCAGCCGCCCCCGCCGGACAACCCCAGCAUCAAAGAGCAGGCCCGGAGGAUGAUCCGGUCGGCACAGCAGGUGGUGGCCAUCGUGAUGGACGUGUUCACGGACGUGGACCUGCUGAGCGAGGUGCUGGACGCCGCCUCCCGCCGGGUGCCGGUCUACAUCCUGCUGGACGAGAUGAACGCCCAGGAGUUCCUGGACACUGCCGAAAAGUGUCGCGUCAACCUCAACUACGUGGACUUCCUCCGGGUCCGCACGGUGGCCGGACCCACCUACUAUUGCCGCACGGGCAAGUCGUUCAAGGGCCAUGUGAAGGAGAAGUUCCUGCUGGUGGACUGCACGACAGUGCUGAGCGGCAGCUACAGCUUCAUGUGGUCCUUCGAGAAGAUCCACCGCAGCAUCGCGCACAUCUUCCAAGGGGAGUUGGUGUCCAGCUUCGACGAGGAGUUCCGCAUCCUCUUCGCCCAGUCGGAACCGCUGGUGCCCGCGGCCGGGGCGCUGCUCAGGCCGGACGCGGCCUACGCCCUGGCGCCCUACGGCGGAGCGGGCCCCCUCAUGGGCCCCCUGGGAGGCACGGGAGGCUUCUUCCCCAAACGGCCUCACCUGCUGUUCCCGCCCCGCGAGGACGGGCUGGGCUUCCCGCCCUUCAUGGACCGCGUCGACCACGACCGCCACUUCCUCUCGCCCUUCCACCGGGACGAGCUGGGGCGGCCCCUGGGGGAGGGCCAGGGCCAGGGUCUGCGCCUGUUCUCCCGGAAGCAGACGGAGCUGGAGGCCGGGCACGCCGGGGACCCCGGCCGCGCCUUCCUGCGGGCCAAGCAGCUGGAGCUCGACGCCUUCAAGCGGCACAGCUUCGCCGAGGGGACGGUGGAGAACUUUGCGUCGAGCAAGCAGUUCUCCCGCCAGUUGUUCCUCAACCACGGGACUGGCGCCGACGACUUCCGCUUCCAGACCAGCCACUUCCAGAAGGAUCACUUCUACCAGUACCAGUUCGAGCCACCGGCAGGCCCGAGCCGGCCACACGGGCUCUUCGAGAAGAUCCGGGCCGGGCGGCCGGGGUUCGGCGACCCGGAGGACUUCGGGGACGGGCCGCGGCCCACGGCUCUGGAGGCGGGCUUCGGGCGGGACGGCUCGCCGCCCCUGCAGCGCCUCGACUUCGUGCCGUCCAGCUCCUCCCGGGAAGUGCGGCGGGGCUCGGACCGGGCCAGCGGCCAAGGGGUCGGGCCGCUGGCCGCGGGCCCCCACCGGCGGCCGAACCUGGGCCAGAAGUUCCUGUGCCAGAAGUCGCCGACGCCGAGGCCCGGCCCGGAGCAGCAGCUGUUCUUCCAGGAGCCGGAGCCGGAGCCGGAGCCGGAUCGGAGGAGCCUGGAGAACCGGGCCGGGCUGCGUAGCUGGCGCAUCAACUCCUACCUGAGCGGCUACCAGUCGGACUCGGGGGGCGAGGGGCUCCCGGAGCCCAUGGAGGCGGAGGGGGACGACGACGUGCUGGGGGGGGCCCCCGGGGAACUGCUCCCGUCCCUCCGGGCCCCGGGCCCCUUCGGGCCCAAGCCCUCCGGAGCCGAGGGGCCGGAGGGCAACCUGGCCAAGCAGGACUCGUUCCGCUCCCGCCUGAACCCGGUGGUCCAGAGGAGCUCCCGUCUGCGCUCCUCGCUCAUCUUCAGCUCGUCCAAGCUGGAGGGGACGGGGGCCAGGGCGGCGGGGGCCGAGAAGGUCCAGCUGGUCCAGAAGGAGCAGACGGUCAGCGAGACGGUGGGCGAUGGGGAGGCCGUGCGCACGGCCACCUCCUCCAAGGUGGCCGAGCUGCUGGAGAAGUACAAGAGCACCUGCCGCGGGGCCGGGGGCGGGGCGGCCGUCGUCCAUCACGGCCAGGCCGCGUCCCGGCUGCGGCUGGAGGAGAGGACGCAGGCCGACGGGCAAAAGAAGAGCGCCGAGGCCGUGGAGUGCCAGAGCCUGGAGAGCCGGCUGCUGGAGCUACGUGACUCCUUCGCCUACAAGCUCCACGAGCAGGUGGAACGGGCCCAGGGAGCCGCCACGCUGACCGCCACCCAGCUGCUCGACUCCUUCGGCAAGGACGUCCUGGCGAGCGCCGGCAGGGGUGGGGGGGACGCGGGAGCGGCCUCGCACUUCCUCAGCGGGGACCCCAGGCCCCGCCCGCCCCUGCCCCUGCCACCGCCCGAGCGCCGGGGCAGCCCCACCUUCUCGGGGGAGCCUCCCGGCCGCCCCCGCCCCUGCUCCCCCGGGCUGGAGGGCGGGGCCCGGAUGCCCAGCCCCGACGGCCACGGCUCCCCCAGGCCCGAAGAGGGGAGCCCGGCCCAGAGCCCCAGGGAGUUUUUGCGGAGGGGGUCCCUGCGGCUGAAGCAGCUGCUCAGCCCCAAGGCGGAGCGGCCGGCGGAGCCCGAGCCCGCCUCCCAGGGGCCCCAGGAGAACGGGCAGCCCGAGGGUCCGGGGGUGAGGAGGCCGUCCCGCGGGGGCAGCCUGGAGGGGGGCGACGAGGAGUGGCCCCCCGGCAAGGCCCACCUGGCCGCCCAGGCCCGGCCCACAAACGCCCUGUACAGUAGCAACCUGCGGGACGACACCAAGGUCAUCCUGGAGCAGAUCUCUGCCCACGGCCAGAAGAACCGGCCCGAGCUGAGCCGGCUGGCCCCCACCUCCGCCUUGGCCAGCGGUCCCGAGCUGGACGUGGGCCGGGCCCCGGGCAUGUCGGACAAGGACAAGUGCUCGGCCAUCUUCCGCUCGGACAGCUUCGGGGCCCCGAGCCGCUUCAGCCGGACGCUGCCGUCCAGCCUGGAGGACCGCGACACGCUGCUCCGCAAGAUGGAGAGCAUGCGCAAGGAGAAGCGUGUCUACAGCCGCUUUGAGGUGUUCUGCAAGAAGGAGGAGCAGGCGGGGCCCGGCGACGGGGAGGACGAAGCCGACGUCAAGGACAAGAAAGUGGGCAAGUUCAUGCCCAAGAUCCUGGGCACCUUCAGGGCCAAAAAAUGAGCCGGGGGCCCGACGGACAGGGACGGCGUCCUUCCCCGGGCACUCCCCCUCUACUCCGUCACCCUUCCCGCUGCCCCGGUGACAUGGUAGGGACGAUUGUGCUGAUUCCGGCAAGGGGAGGGGGCCCCUGCCUUGUACUGUGGCUCAGUCCACGGUUCGCCCCCGGCCCCCCGCCCCAGGGCUCUCUGGACAUGAAGCCAAAGUUCUACCAGGUCCAUGCUGCCCUCCCCGUGCUGCUCUCCCCACCCCUGCCCGGCAUGCCCUGGUCUGGCCCGUGUCCUUGUCCCUGCCCCUCCCUCUGCCAGCGCUCCCUGGCCCUCGCCACCGGCUGUGUCACAGCUUCGUC
Messenger RNA from Tachyglossus aculeatus (Australian echidna), 3823 nucleotides. RefSeq names its product family with sequence similarity 83 member H (gene SACK1H). The transcript has 5 exons. Gene Ontology annotation, biological process: protein localization to cytoskeleton; positive regulation of cell migration; intermediate filament cytoskeleton organization. The record is from RefSeq and is a predicted model, not a curated record. Lineage: Eukaryota; Metazoa; Chordata; Mammalia; Monotremata; Tachyglossidae. Gene Ontology annotation, molecular function: keratin filament binding. The coding region runs from base 109 to 3477 and encodes 1122 amino acids. Gene Ontology annotation, cellular component: keratin filament.